AAACUCUGGUCACACUAUUGUGUACGCUUUUGCGAAUGCUAAAAUUAACAUUGUCAGUGUUUAUAUUUAUUUAUUUUUUUUUAUAAAUAAUGGAUAUAGGCAGCUUGAGUGAAGUUUGCCGCGUUUGUGCAAAUAAAAUAAAGGAUAAGAAACGACAGCGCCACAUAUUUAACUAUCUGCGCGGCAAACUUCUGCAAAAUCUCAAACUUAUAACUGGAGUCAAGCUCUUGCCAAAUGAAAGUUUACCCAACUUUAUAUGCGAGCGUUGCAACUCUGAAUUAGAGUUGGCAAUCAAGUUUCGAGAGCGCUGCAUCUUCUCGCAGAAUUAUUUGGAGGACCUACUGAAGAAACAAUACGAAGAGUUGUCGGCAAAAAAUGAACUCUCUGAGGAGUUGAUCGACGAAGCUGAACUGGAAUACCAAGAAGAGCCUGUGGCCUUUGAGGAGGAUAAGGUUUGGGAGGAGGAAAACUACACAGAAAAGUCCGAUGAUGAUAAUGUGAAACAUAUAAGUGAAGAAGCAGAAGAAAUUGAGGAAGUAUUUGAAAUUACAGAAGUAGAGCAAGAGGAACAGAAACAGCCAAAGAAUAACAAAAGGCACAUGGUGUUGUUGCAAGAAAAUCGCCCAACUAAGCGUCUGCGGAACUUCUUUAUAUGCGAGGAAUGUGGCGGAUUCUUCAAUAAAGAAAAAGACUACAAUAAUCACAUGAAAGGGCACACGGAGCACAAGGAGUCGCCACAGUUCUUUCCAUGUUGCCAGUGCACGGCACACUUCUCAACAAAGACAAUGCUAAAACAGCAUCGACGUGACGUGCACAAUGGAAAUCGACUUUUCAAAUGCGGCAUUUGUGGCGAAGAAUUUUUGGAGCACACUGCCAAGCAGCGGCAUGAGAUCGCACACAGCAAUGAGCGACCAUAUCCUUGCCUAGAAUGUGAAGAGACUUUUACUAGCGUUGCCGAGCUGCGCUUACAUUCCGCCACUCAUUCUCUGCACACAACAAAAGAAAUAAGAGUCGAAGACGAAACAUUUCCAUGUGUGCAGUGCGAGGAGAAUUUCGACAGUGACGCAGAACUUCGAGAACAUUUUGAAAUACACUGCCAGGGCUUCUUUAGGUGUGAGCCCUGCAAUGAGGAAUUUGCAACCUACAAUGAACUGAAUAAACAUUCAAGUACUUACGCACACCAAUGCACAGUUAGAGACGAGAUGGAGAUGCUGUAUGCUGAGGACGAGUGUGAGGAAGAACAGUAUUUAGAUUAAUAAAUUACAACGACGAUAAGUCAAAACAAGUAACAAUAA
Molecule: messenger RNA, 1295 nt
Organism: Drosophila albomicans
Lineage: Eukaryota; Metazoa; Arthropoda; Insecta; Diptera; Drosophilidae
Product: zinc finger protein 429
Exons: 5
Coding region: 90-1256 (388 amino acids)
Cellular component (GO): nucleus
Molecular function (GO): zinc ion binding
Source: RefSeq, a predicted model, not a curated record